This is a messenger RNA of Andrographis paniculata, 857 nucleotides long. RefSeq names its product squamosa promoter-binding protein 1-like. The coding region runs from base 207 to 674 and encodes 155 amino acids. NCBI's taxonomy places the organism in Eukaryota, Viridiplantae, Streptophyta, Magnoliopsida, Lamiales, Acanthaceae. Gene Ontology annotation, cellular component: nucleus. Gene Ontology annotation, molecular function: DNA binding. The transcript has 2 exons. The record is from RefSeq and is a predicted model, not a curated record.
AACAUAGAUGUGGAGAGAGAGAGAGAAGCUUCCAAUUUCGGUUUACAUGAAUUGAAUUGAACCAACAGCGUGACUGAAAAGCUAAACCAAAAUACCCAAAACAGUUACACUAAUACUAUAGUAAUAGUACUGGUCCACCCUCUUUCUUCUUCCUUCCUUCCUUCGUUUAUCUUUUUCGCUCUCUGCUGCGUUCUUCAAGAAAGACAAUGGAGGAGGCUAAGGAAGAAGGGAAGAGGGUUAUAAUUAAAGAAUCCGAGGAAGAAGAAGAGGAGGAGGAGGAGGAGGAGGAGGAGGAAGAAGAAGACGAAACUGAAAUGAAUUAUGAUGUAGAAUUAGGUGGGCAAAGGAAGAAGAAAGGAGCCUUGACUUUGAGUCCUCCCUCUAAGAGAAGGGCUGGAUCAUCGUCGACGGCGACGGUGCAGCAGCAGCAGCGUUCGUGUCAGGUAGAGGAUUGCGGUGCCGACAUGGCGAAUGCCAAGCCGUACCAUCGUCGCCACAGAGUGUGCGAGUAUCACGCCAAGGCCGCCGCCGUGCUCGUCGCCGGCGCACGUCAGCGCUUCUGCCAGCAGUGCAGCAGGUUUCAUGAGCUGCCGGAGUUCGACGAUGCGAAGCGUAGCUGCCGCCGGCGUUUGGCCGGACACAAUGAACGGCGGCGCAAGAGCUCCUUCGCAUGAUGAAUUCCAUCCAUCGGGCCGGGCUGUUAACUAAUUACUUAGUUAAUUAAUUAAUUAAUGUUCACUCUCUUCUGUCAGUCAGUGAGUCAGUCAAUGUCACCGUCAGCUGCUGGAUUUGUUUCCUCGAAUCGAUCGGCUGUCAGUUUGUGUGUGUGUAAUUAGUAAAUCAAUAAAUAAAUAAAU